UCAAGAGAAGCCGAAAAGCGAGAAUCCCGCUUUAUCAAUCAUGCCCCUCCGGCUUCCCUUGAUCAGACUCCCCCCCAAACCCAAAUUUCUUCACGCCAUUCCUUCCAACAGCAUCCGCAUCAUUGCCAUCCUCAUCACCGUCAAUGCCCUCGUCUGGAUCGCCGUCGGCAUCGUCCUCCACUUCCACCCGGCGCUCAUCUCGUCUGCCGCACUCUCAUAUGCGUUGGGGCUUCGCCAUGCUCUUGAUGCAGAUCACAUCGCUGCCAUUGACCUCAUGACGAGGCGGCUCAUUGCAUCCGGACAGCGACCAGCCACCGUGGGGACUUUUUUCUCUCUGGGACACAGCACCAUUGUGAUCAUUACGUGUAUUGUCGUGGCGGCGACGAGCGGUGCGUUGCGAGAACGCUUUGACGGGUUUCAACGGGUGGGAAACAUCAUUGGAACGAGCGUCAGUGCCGCGGUGCUCAUCAUUUUGUGCUUGGGGAAUGGAUGGGUGCUUUAUAAGCUAGUCAAGAGGCUGAAAGAGGUUCUUGCGCAGCGGAGGAAUGGCGAUGGAGAUGGUCUGGAGAGUGAAGAUGCUGCUACGACAUAUGCGAAUGACCAGCUUCAGCUCGUGGGAGGCGGGUUUAUAACUCGUUUGCUGAGAGUGUUCCUCAAAACGAUUGAUCGGCCGUGGAAGAUGUAUCCGCUGGGCGUGGUUUUUGGACUUGGGUUCGAUACGAGCUCAGAGAUUGCCGUGCUGGGAAUUGCGAGCAUCCAGGCUGUGCAGGGGACGAGCAUCUGGCUGAUUCUCAUUUUCCCGAUUCUAUUUACAUCCGGCAUGUGUCUUGUAGAUAGCACAGACGGAGCAUUGAUGAUGGCGCUAUAUACGUCCAAGGCCUUUUCACGGGAUAUCGUUGCCAUUUUGUACUACUCCAUCGUCCUCACCGGCAUUACAGUUGUUGUAUCUGCAUUUAUCGGCAUCAUCCAGGUCUUGUCGCUGGCGCAGAACGUGGCCAAUCCGACGGGCCGCUUCUGGGACGGUGUCUCGGCUGUUGGCGACCACUUUGACAUUAUUGGCGGGAGCAUAUGUGGGCUUUUUGUCAUUGUUGGGCUUGGAUCCGUUUUGGUUUACGGACCGUGGAGGAGACGUGUGGAGAGGAGGAACACGGAUGUGUUGGUUGUGAGAGUGGAUGAGGAUGAGGAAGCUGAAGUUGAAACUGACAGAGAGCGCUUGACGGGGGCUUUGGAGGAGCAGGCUCCGCAUCCAAAGACGGCGAGUACACAAGUUGCGAGUUGUUAGGAAUAAGAAAAUUAAAUUACC
This is a messenger RNA of Trichoderma virens Gv29-8, 1303 nucleotides long. RefSeq lists its product as uncharacterized. The record is from RefSeq and is a predicted model, not a curated record. Lineage: Eukaryota; Fungi; Ascomycota; Sordariomycetes; Hypocreales; Hypocreaceae. Gene Ontology annotation, biological process: nickel cation transmembrane transport. Gene Ontology annotation, molecular function: nickel cation transmembrane transporter activity. Gene Ontology annotation, cellular component: plasma membrane. The coding region runs from base 41 to 1282 and encodes 413 amino acids. The transcript has 2 exons.